AUGGUUACCGGUGGAACAUCAGGAAUUGGAUUUUCUAUAGCGGAAAGAUUCUUACAUGAAGGCGCAUCAUCAGUAAUACUGGUUGGCCGGUCCCAGCAGCGAUUAAAAGCAGCCAUCAAAGAUCUGCAAUCUCCAGAUAAUGUCCGUUUUAUCGUUGGAGAUAUAGCAGAAGCAGGGUCCUGGAUGCGCGAACUGGAGAAAGAAAUGACAGAUGUGGAUAUCCUAGUCAAUGCCGCAGGGAUCUCCAUCUCAAAUAUACUCCCUCGGUCUGAGCUGGAAGACAUAUCUAAAAUAUUGCGGACAAAUCUCGAGGGUGCCAUACUCACAUCAAGGGCAUUGAUGCGCGCUGCAAUUCGAGAUCGCAUUCGCAAUCGGAAUGCAACUGAUGGGGACAAGAAGCCUCUUUCGAAAUGUAUCAUCAAUGUCUCUUCACUCCUUGCACUCAAGGCAGGAACUGGUGCGGUACCUUAUGCUGCGUCCAAAGCGGGAAUUUUAGGCUUGACACGGUCGUUGGCUGCUGAGGCUUCGAUAUCUAUGAAAGAUAUUGUUAUUCGAUCCAAUGCUAUCGUUCCGGGUUAUAUUGAGACGCCGAUGAUUUCAGACUUUACACCCGGCGAAGUUAGCAGGCUGAAUGAUAUGAUACCCCUUCAUCGAUUCGGAACACCGGAGGAGGUCGCCGACGCGGCUGUCUUUCUUGCUCAAAAUGAAUAUGCCAAUAACUGCGUGCUCAACCUGGAUGGUGGCCUGAGUGCAGUCUAA
This is a messenger RNA of Penicillium angulare, 759 nucleotides long. RefSeq names its product SDR family NAD(P)-dependent oxidoreductase. The transcript has 3 exons. The record is from RefSeq and is a predicted model, not a curated record. NCBI's taxonomy places the organism in Eukaryota, Fungi, Ascomycota, Eurotiomycetes, Eurotiales, Aspergillaceae. The coding region runs from base 1 to 759 and encodes 252 amino acids. Gene Ontology annotation, molecular function: oxidoreductase activity, acting on the CH-OH group of donors, NAD or NADP as acceptor.